CCAUCUGAGAACCCGCCUUCCGUGGUUCAGCCUGGUGCCUCCGCACCCGCAAUUCAGCCUGAUGUCUCUACCCAGCCUAAUGUCUGUACCCAGCGUGAUGAACUGAUCCAGCUUGAUGAUCCUAUCAUGCCAGGUGACUCGGUGCCCGCUGUCGAGCCAGAUGACCUGAUGCCUGGUGACCCGAUGCCCGCUGUCGUGCCUGAUGACCCGAUGCCAGCUGUCGAGCCCGCUGUCGUGCCUGAUGACCCGAUGCCAGCUGUCGAGCCAGAUAUCCUGAUGCCUGGUGACCCGAUGCCCGCUGUCGAGCCAGACGAUCCAAUGCCUGAUGACCCGGUACCCGCUGUCGAGCCAGACGAUCCAAUGCCUGAUGACCCGGUACCCGCUGUCGUGCCUGAUGACCCGAUGCCGCUGUCGAGCCAGAUGCCAGAUGACCUGAUGCCUGGUCACCUGAUGCCCGCUGUCGAGCUGACGACCCGAUGCCCGCUGUCCAGAUUGCCAGAGAUGACUCGAUGCCCGCUGUCUUGCCAGAUGACUCGGCGCCCGCAGUCUUGCCAGAUGACUCGGCGCCCGCAGUCUUGCCAGAUGACUCGGUGCCCGCUG
Messenger RNA from Staurois parvus, 600 nucleotides. The record is from the annotation of a GenBank genome assembly. NCBI's taxonomy places the organism in Eukaryota, Metazoa, Chordata, Amphibia, Anura, Ranidae.